Morone saxatilis (striped sea-bass) is the source of this 2229-nucleotide messenger RNA. RefSeq names its product kinesin family member 22 (gene kif22). Gene Ontology annotation, biological process: microtubule-based movement; mitotic spindle organization. Gene Ontology annotation, molecular function: microtubule binding; ATP binding; microtubule motor activity. The transcript is spliced from 12 exons. Lineage: Eukaryota; Metazoa; Chordata; Actinopteri; Moronidae. The coding region runs from base 516 to 2081 and encodes 521 amino acids. The record is from RefSeq and is a predicted model, not a curated record.
CUUCUGCGAGACUGCGCACUCCCACUGAUUACACACAACAUGGAUAGUCCGCCCACGGCUCGAACUCCACACAGCAGUUAGGUGUGUGUACUGGAGAUCUACUUUUGGCACGACUUCCGGCGUAGUGCGCAAGCGCAGUCAGGCAUGAACUCACAUCGGGUGGAAUGUUAAUGAACACAUUUUACUUCACUAUUAGACGUUAAUUACUUAUUUUAAAAGAUGUACAAGUUUGUGUAAGUAGCAUAGCUUUGACUUUUGUAUUCGAUGGUCGAUUAAAUCGUAUAAAUAAGGUUGGUACACGUCAAAUGGGCGCCAGUGAUUCUGAUUGGUGGAUGCCGUUUCCGGUCGCAGAGCUCCUCAUUUGAAAAGUGUUCGGUUAACGUUGGCUCGGUCGCCAUUGUUAAAAGACGGUGUUUGCAAUGUUGCUAAAAGUGAAACGUAGAGUUUAACAACGGUGUUCGUCCAAGGAGUCAAGGAGCAAGUAAUAUCGGCCUUUUGUUUUUAAGAGCCCAAAGAUGGCUCAACGUGUGGCGCUACCAGAUGGAGGAAACAACAAGAAGACGACCCGGGUUCGGGUAGCGGUCCGUCUGCGACCCUGUAUGGGCAAACAAGAUGAGAAAGACGAGGGACCGUGUGUCAGAGGCCUGGACUCACAAAACGUGGAAAUAGUGAACUGGAGAAACGCCACGGAAUCAGUCAAAUACCACUUUGAUGCCUUUCAUGGUGAGCAAACGACACAGCAGGAGGUUUUCCUCUCCUCAGUGAAGCCCAUUUUACCACACAUAUUGAACGGGCAGAACGCCAGUGUCUUCGCCUAUGGACCCACUGGAGCCGGUAUGUUAGUUGCUGUGUUUUUUGUCACUGAACUGGUCUGCGUUGUGCGGUCGCAGCGCGCCCUGCCCCAGAGACAACAGACAGGAAAGCUGUACUUGGUCGACUUGGCUGGGUCUGAGGACAACCGCCGCACGGGCAACCAGGGCAUCCGUCUGAAGGAGAGCGGUGCCAUCAACCUGUCUCUCUUCACUCUCAGCAAAGUGGUGGACUCUCUUAACUCUGGCACUGCCAUCCGCGUGCCAUACAGAGACAGUAAACUGACACGGCUGCUACAGGACUCUCUGGGUGGCUCAGCGCACUCCGUCAUGAUCACCAAUAUUGCGCCCGAGUACAAAUACUAUUUUGACACCUUUAGCGCACUCAACUUUGCUGCCAAAUCCAAGCUCAUUGUGAACAAACCUUUCACUCGUGAAACUGUGGCCUUGCCCGUACUGCCAGUGAAGCGGGCCAGAGAAGACCACGAGGCACGGGGGUCUGGCACUGAGCCACAGAAGAAGAGGCAGAAAGACGAGAGGAAAUCUGAACAAGAUGGUUCCUCACCCUCUGCACAUUUUAACAGUCUGUCAGAGCCGUCAGUAAUGGACAGACUAAUCGCUCUGGAGAAGCUGAUGAUGAACUGCCAGGACAAAGAUAGACUUGGGAUGCUGAAAGAUGUGGCCCAGUCUCGCAAGGAAAUCCAGGAGCUCAAAGAGAAGCAGAAGGAAUUUGAGAGCAAGGCCAUGCAAUUCAGCCACUUGACUGGAGAAAAGUCCAGUGCCAAACAGGAGCCUGCCUUCAAAAACAAUACGGCUCCUCUGCACAGAAAACCGUCAACUGCCACAAAACCAAAUAAGCAGCAGGCUGUGGUCCAACCCCUACAAGUGUCGCAGCUCCAGCCUCUUCAGCAGCUUGCAGUGGUCAAGAAACAGUCAGUCUGCGUCAAGAAGAAAGGGAGGAAGCUUUCAGACCAGGUUGAGCCUCCAGAUGGUAAAGAGAACGUAAUGGAGACUGGCUGGGAGUUCCAGCUGGAUACGUCGGUGCUGGAGCAGUCCAGACAGAAAAUCCUGCAGGUUCUCAACACCGGCUGCCUCAAAGACCUGAAGGGUCUGCAGCAGAUCGGCGACAAGAAGGCGAAGCUCAUCCUGGGCUGGAGAGAGAUCCACGGUCACUUCACAAAGUUGGAAGAUCUGGGAAAAGUUGAGGGUAUGACAGAAAAGAGAUUUUCCUCCUUCAUGAAGGCAAACAUCCUGAGUGCCAUGGGGAAAUGAUUUUAUUGUUUUUUUUUAAAUGUUUUUUUAUGUAUAUAAUUUCUUAAAGCGUUUGUCGUUUUUUGCUUUAUUUUAUGAUAUUUUUGUAGUUACUACUGUGUUCCAGCUGAUGGUGCACUGUUGCUUUUAAUAAAAUGCUCACAUGUCA